This is a messenger RNA of Pygoscelis adeliae (Adelie penguin), 1637 nucleotides long. RefSeq names its product myeloid/lymphoid or mixed-lineage leukemia (trithorax homolog, Drosophila); translocated to, 3 (gene MLLT3). The record is from RefSeq and is a predicted model, not a curated record. Gene Ontology annotation, biological process: regulation of DNA-templated transcription. The transcript has 11 exons. Gene Ontology annotation, cellular component: super elongation complex. The coding region runs from base 1 to 1557 and encodes 518 amino acids. Lineage: Eukaryota; Metazoa; Chordata; Aves; Sphenisciformes; Spheniscidae.
AUGAUAGAGGGUGUAUGCAAGGAUCCACCCUACAAAGUUGAAGAAUCUGGGUAUGCUGGUUUCAUUCUACCAAUUGAGGUUUACUUCAAAAACAAGGAAGAACCUAAGAAAGUUCGAUUUGACUAUGACUUAUUCCUGCACCUUGAAGGCCACCCACCUGUAAAUCACCUCCGCUGUGAAAAGCUCACAUUCAACAACCCGACAGAGGAAUUCAGAAGAAAGCUGCUAAAGGCAGGAGGGAUCAUGGUAAUGUCAGAUGCCACAUCGUUCUCUUCAGGACAGAGCCUUCAUCUCCCCAACCUUCCCAGUAACUCCCUGUCUUUUUCUGAAGUGAAGAAGAAAUCAUCUCAUGGGCCAAAGGACCCAACUAGGAUUCUGAACACAAAUAGCAGCAGCAGCAGUAGUAACAGUUUUUCAAAGACCCACAAGUUAACAAAGGAGCACAAGGAAAAAACUUCUAAAGACUCAAAAGAACAUAAAAGUGCCUUCAAAGAACCUUCCAGGGAACACAACAAAUCUUCCAAAGAAUCCUCUAAGAAACCCAAAGAAAACAAACCACUAAAAGAUGAAAAAAUAGUUCCUAAGAUGGCCUUCAAGGAACCCAAGCCCAUGUCCAAGGAGCCAAAAUCUGAAAACACCCCCAUCCUUACCAUAACAGGUGGGCAGCAGCAAGAAAAGAAGACCCCCACAAAAAGGCCCUCUGUUCUGGACUCUGAUGAACCUUCUGCAAAGAAAAGAAAAAAAAGUAGCUCGGAUUCAUUAUUUAAAAGUUUUUCUAGCGCCCCACCGCUGAUUCUUACUUGUUCAGCUGACAAAAAGCAGACAAAGGACAGAUCUCAACUGAAGGUGGGGAGAGUCAAAAUUGAAAACGAUGCACUGGAGAAGAAGACGCCUACUCUGCCACCGUUUGAUGAUAUUGUAGAUCCCAAUGAUUCUGACAUGGAGGAAAACAUGUCUUCCAAAUCUGAAUCUGAACAGCCCAGUCCUGCCAGUUCCAGCUCCAGUUCCAGUUCCAGUUUUACACCAUCUCAAAACAGCAGACAACAAGGUCCUUUGAGGUCUAUAAUGAAAGAUCUGCACUCAGAUGAUAAUGAAGAUGAAUCAGAUGAAGCAGAUGAGAAUGACAAUGAUUCUGAGUUGGAACGACCUGUAAAUACACGAGGAGGAAGCAGGAGUCGAAGGGUUAGUCUGAGUGAUGGCAGUGACAGUGACAAUAGUUCAGCUUCCUCACCACUACAUCAUGAACCAGCACCACCUUUACUGAAAACCAACAACAACCAGAUUUUAGAAGUGAAAAGUCCAAUAAAGCAAAACAAAUCUGAAAAACAAAUAAAGAAUGGGGAUUGUGAUAAGGCAUAUCUCGAUGAACUAGUAGAGCUCCACAGAAGAUUAAUGACACUGAGAGAGAGACAUGUACUGCAGCAGAUAGUAAAUCUUAUAGAAGAAACUGGACACUUUCAUAUCACAAAUACAACCUUUGACUUUGAUCUUUGCUCACUGGACAAAACCACAGUCCGUAAACUACAGAGUUAUCUCGAAACAUCUGGAACCUCCUGAGGAUUCAGCAUCUGGCUGCAUCAAAAACUGUUCUUUAAAUGAAACAUUCAGAAUGAUGCAAUCACAGUGGGGGGAAAAAC